This is a messenger RNA of Penicillium verrucosum, 1575 nucleotides long. It is a transcript of the gene mfsA, whose product is annotated as glucose-inactivated glycerol proton symporter STL1. Bases 1 to 1575 code for a protein of 524 amino acids. Lineage: Eukaryota; Fungi; Ascomycota; Eurotiomycetes; Eurotiales; Aspergillaceae. The transcript has 2 exons. The record is from RefSeq and is a predicted model, not a curated record. Gene Ontology annotation, molecular function: carbohydrate:proton symporter activity. Gene Ontology annotation, biological process: carbohydrate transport; transmembrane transport. Gene Ontology annotation, cellular component: membrane.
AUGUGGACGACCACCAGCGGCUUGAAUGGUCGGUCGCUCCGCCUGAGCAUCACCAUCGCCGCUGUCAUGGGUUUCUCGCUCUUUGGCUACAACCAGGGCAUGAUGGCCGGCCUGCUCAACGGCGAGGAGUUCGUAAACUCUUUCCCGAUCAUUAGAAUGCCCGACCCUGCGACUCCGGCACAAACACACUACAUCAACGUCAUCCGCGGUGCGAUCACAGCUUGCUAUGAGCUGGGCUGUUUCUUCGGCGCCUUGUUCUCCAUGUUCUUCGGCGACAGACUCGGCCGCACUACCCUGAUCUUUAUGGGUGCUAAUAUCCUGAUCGUUGGUGCUUUGAUUACAACGGUGUGCUUUACUGGCCAUUGGGAGGUCGGUCAGUUCGUCAUCGGCCGUGUUGUAUCAGGCAUUGGAAAUGGAAUGAACACGGCCACGAUCCCUGUGUGGCAAUCGGAAUGCUCAGGUGCCCACAACCGUGGCUUCCUGGUUUGUUUCGAAGGUGCCAUGAUCGCCGGUGGUACUUUUAUUGCCUACUGGGUGGUCUUUGGCCUCUCGCACGCUGCUGAUACUGUUCAGUGGCGAUUCCCUAUCGCGCUUCAGAUCUUGUUUGCUAUGACGGUGGCAACCGGUGCCUUGUUGCUCCCAGAUUCCCCCUCAUGGUUUGUGAGCAGAGGACAUGACAAGGAAGCUUGUGAAGUCCUCGCUAAGCUCAAUGGCACCACGCCCGAUUCCGAGAAGGUCCUUCACGACUUCAACUUCUUGAAGACGGACGUGGAAUCCUCGAAGAGCUCACAGUCAAGCUGGAAGGCGGUAUUCACAUUCGGCAAGACCCAGGAAUUCCAGCGUCUUCUUAUUGGUUGCUCCGGCCAGUUCUUCCAGCAGUUCACCGGCUGUAACGCCGCUAUCUACUACUCAACCCUACUUUUCGAGGAAAACCUGCAAAUGGAGAAAUACCUAUCUCUCAUCAUGGGUGGUAUUUUCGCUACCGUUUACGCCAUUGCGACUAUCCCAUCCUUCUUCAUGAUUGAGAGAGUUGGCCGCCGUAACCUAUACUUGAUUGGUUUCUUGGGUCAGGGUCUCAGUUUUGUUAUCACAUUCGCUUGCUUGAUCAAGGAGAGCGAGAACAACGCUAAGGGUGCUGCCGUUGGUAUCUUCCUUUUCAUCAUCAACCCCCUCCGUACCCGUACUGUGGGUGCGGCGGCGUCGACUUGCACCAACUGGAUCUGCAACUUCGCCGUCGUCAUGUUCACGCCGCUCUUCGCUGGCCAGAGCCCAUGGGGUGUUUACCUCUUCUUCGCACUUUUCAACUUCCUCGGCUUGAUCUUCGGCUUCUUCUUCUACGUUGAAACUGCCGGUCGUGAGCUUGAAGAGAUCGACAUCAUCUACGCCAAGGCCCACGUCGAAGGCAAGAUGCCGUUCAGGGUUGCCGGCUCCAUGCCCAAGCUCAAUUUCGAGGAGAUUGUGCAGCAGUCCCGCGACCUUGGCUUGGAUACCAACGACCAUGGUGCACCUGAGAAGACCGAGCUCGGUCUCAGCAGUGACAGUGGCCAGGAGAUCGAGGAGGUCCGCGAGAAAUAG